CUUGUUCCUGUAUCAGUGUUUCACUGAGCGUAUGCACACCUCCAAAGCCAGAUUUUGCGUGUUGGAUUUGGCUCCGUGAUUCCACAAGGCCGGUCCCUUUGUACCACAGGCAGAGUGACUCAUCCUCCGUUGACUGCGUUUCUGCUGUUUUCUGGUUGAGCAAACCCUUCCUUCUUGUUCCCCAUAACCCUUUCACCCCAUGAUGAAUUCCACAAGGCUUGCUUUGCGACCGCGACAACUGUAUAAGGGCUGCGGAGUCGGACUCUCUCAUACCCCUCGUCUUCUUUUCCACCCAGUCACAAACCCAUAUCGACAAAUCGCUUGCUUUUCAGCCACCAAGCCACCAGCGUGUGCUAAUAUUGCCUCUUCAGAUCGCUUCACCUCUGCUCUGCAUCAGAACAAGGAUUGGGCAGCGCAGAUUGCCAAGGAGGACCCUUCGCUCUUCCCCACACUCGCGGUCGGCCAGCACCCGGAGAUCCUCUGGAUUGGCUGCUCUGAUUCUCGAUGCCCUGAAACCACCCUGCUUGGUCUCAAACCGGGCGACGUUUUUGUUCACCGCAAUAUCGCCAAUGUCAUCCAUGCCGGCGACCUCAGCUCUUCGGCCGUGAUCGAGUAUGCUGUCCGCUACCUGCAGGUCAAGCACGUAGUCCUCUGCGGCCACACCAGCUGCGGUGGUGUUGCUGCAGCACUGGGUAACAAACAACUGGGUAUUCUUGAUCCCUGGCUGCUGCCUUUGCGCCAGCUCCGCGCGAGACACCUGGAUCUGCUGAACUCGCUGCCGACCGACGAAGCCAACCUUAAGCUGGUGGAAUUGAACGUUCUGGAGGGGGUCAAGCUGUUGAAGGAGAAGAAUGUCAUCCUGGAAGCCGUACAGGAUCGGGGUCUUCAGGUUCAUGGGUUGAUAUAUGAUGUUGGCAGCGGUGUUCUUCGAGAGCUGGACAUUGAUGAGUCGGAGGCGGAACUCAAGGCGCGCCUAACAUCGUUCAAGACCGACGUCUAGGGGCGGGGUCAUGGUUGUAUAUUCUCGAUUCGAUUCUACCUGUUGUUUCUUUUGCUUUUCAGCGACCAGCGAGUGUUAGCAGACGUCGAUGUAUCGUCAUCUAGUGAAUAAUCCAUC
Messenger RNA from Aspergillus vadensis CBS 113365, 1117 nucleotides. RefSeq names its product carbonic anhydrase. The coding region runs from base 200 to 1000 and encodes 266 amino acids. Gene Ontology annotation, biological process: cellular response to carbon dioxide; carbon utilization; cellular response to oxidative stress. Gene Ontology annotation, molecular function: zinc ion binding; carbonate dehydratase activity. The record is from RefSeq and is a predicted model, not a curated record. The transcript has a single exon. Gene Ontology annotation, cellular component: cytoplasm. NCBI's taxonomy places the organism in Eukaryota, Fungi, Ascomycota, Eurotiomycetes, Eurotiales, Aspergillaceae.